AUGGCCGAAUUCAUUGGUAGCAUCGAUCAGGGAACCACCAGCUCGAGGUUCCUGAUCUUCAACAAGGCAGGAGAGCCGGUCGCAUCUCAUCAAGAGGAAUUCUCUCAAAUCUACCCUCAACCUGGAUGGCACGAGCACGACCCUGAGGAGAUUGUCUCCUCAGUACACAACUGCAUUGAGGGCGCAAUCGAGACCUUCAAGAAAGAUGGAAACUCAAUCGACAGCAUCAAGGCUAUUGGCAUCACAAACCAGCGCGAAACCACUGUUGUUUGGGAUAUCGAGUCAGGAGAGGCGCUCUACAACGCUAUCGUGUGGACAGAUACUCGUUCUCAAGCUAUCGUAAAGGAGUUGAAGUCGCGCAAGGGUGCCGAUGAGUUGAUGCAAAAGUGUGGUCUGCCUCUCUCCACAUACCCCAGUGUCACCAAGCUCCUAUGGCUGCUCAAGAACGAGCCCAAGGUCAAGGAAGCAUACAAGAAGGGUACUCUUGCAUUCGGAACUAUUGAUGCAUGGCUCGUCUACAAGUUGAACGGUCACGAGAAGAGAGUCUUCGUCUCCGAUCCCACCAAUGCCUCGCGCACCAUGUUCAUGGACAUUCACACACUCAAGUACAACCCCGAGCUUAUUGCCUUCUUCGGCGAUGACGAGUUCGAUCUCUCCAACAUCCACAUGCCUGAGAUUGUCAAGUCCUCAUGCGAGAAGGCUUACGGUACGAUCGCUUCGGGAGUUCUGUCCGGCUUCAAACUCGCCGGUUGUUUGGGUGACCAGUCUGCUGCCCUGGUCGGCCAAAAAGGAUUCGAUGCAGGCAGCGCAAAGAACACAUACGGCACCGGUUCCUUCAUCCUGUACAACACUGGCAGCAAGCCCGUCAUCUCCACCCACGGCCUCCUUACCACCGUCGCAUACGACUUCGACGGAACACCGAGCUACGCUCUCGAGGGAUCUAUCGCAGUUGCAGGCUCUGGUGUCAAGUUCCUGAUGAACAACUUGGGUUUCAGCUUCGAUUCGUCAAAGAUCACUGAGCUCGCAGGCACAGUCGAGAACAAUGGCGGGUUGGUAUUCGUCACAGCAUUCAGCGGUCUGUUUGCACCAUACUGGAUCACCGACACUCAGGGUACCAUCUUCGGUAUCACCCAACACACACAAAGAGGACACAUUGCUCGUGCUACCCUCGAAGCCGUCUGCUACCAAACAAAGGCUGUACUAGACGCCAUGGAGAAGGACAGUGGUCACCCCCUCCAAGAGCUCAAAGUCGAUGGUGGCAUGUCAAACAGCGAACUGUGCAUGCAGAUCCAAGCAGACAUCCUAGCCGAGAACAAGAUCCCCAUCGUCAGACCCAAGAUGCGUGAGACCACCGCUUUGGGAGCUGCCAUCGCCGCCGGCUUUGCCGCUGGUGUCUGGAAGAACUUUGAUGAGUUGAAGGAGAUCAAUACAUCCGGGCAAACCGUCUUCGAAGCCAAGAUGGAUCCCAAGGACAGCACCAAGAUGGUCAAGCGCUGGGAGAGAGCAGUCAACAUGUGCCGAGGAUGGCUUGCUGAUGAUGAGUAA
Aureobasidium subglaciale EXF-2481 is the source of this 1545-nucleotide messenger RNA. RefSeq lists its product as uncharacterized. Lineage: Eukaryota; Fungi; Ascomycota; Dothideomycetes; Dothideales; Saccotheciaceae. The record is from RefSeq and is a predicted model, not a curated record. Gene Ontology annotation, cellular component: mitochondrion. Gene Ontology annotation, biological process: glycerol-3-phosphate biosynthetic process; glycerol metabolic process; triglyceride metabolic process. The transcript has 4 exons. The coding region runs from base 1 to 1545 and encodes 514 amino acids. Gene Ontology annotation, molecular function: glycerol kinase activity.